AUGGCUGAGGGUAAUGACUGGGAGGAAAAUGAGGAGGUCCUGUUGCACCUGAGGCUGAUUGGAGCAUUUGUUCUGGCUGUUGGAAUUUAUGCAGAAGUUGAAAGACAGAAAUACAAAACACUUGAAAGUGCCUUUUUAGCCCCAGCAAUUAUUUUAAUACUCUUGGGCAUUGUGAUGUUCUUCGUAUCCUUCAUGGGUGUCCUGGCUUCUUUAAGAGAUAAUUUAUGUCUUCUUCAAGCAUUUAUGUACAUUCUUGGUAUUUGUCUACUGAUUGAACUAAUUGGUGGAGUUGUGGCAUUGAUCUUCAGAAAUCAUACAAUUGACUUUUUAAAUGAAAAUAUCCGAAGAGGAAUUCAAAAUUACUAUGAUGACCUGGACUUCAAAAACAUAAUGGAUUUUGUUCAAAAGGAGUUCAAGUGUUGUGGUGGAGAGGAUUAUAAAGACUGGACAAAGAAUCCAUACCAUGAUUGUUCUGCACCAGGGCCAUUGGCAUGUGGAGUGCCGUAUACUUGUUGUGUCAGAAACAAGACAGACAUUAUCAACACUAUGUGUGGAUAUAAAACUAUUGAUAAAGAGCGCCUGAGCAUUCAACAUGUUAUAUAUAUUCGAGGAUGCACAAAUGCAGUACUCAUUUGGUUCGUAGACAAUUACAGCAUCAUGGCAGGUGUCUUGCUUGGUAUAUUGUUACCACAGUUCUUAGGUGUGUUGUUGUCAUUACUUUACAUAACACGAGUAGAGGACAUCAUUGCCGAGCACAAGCUUAGUGAGGAUGCUUCUGUUGCAUUCCAGGAAAAGUCAGAAGUUGAACGAGCAGGAACGGGUUGCUGUAUGUGUUACCCUGGGGAACAGUAGUUGCCAGGCAGAAAAUCUUAAGUAAAGUAUAAACGAAGCCUUGUUUUGGUUUGUAUCUUUUUCUGCAGAUCUUACAGACCUUGGACAUAAGCAGUGUUAAAGCCUUUUUGAUAUUUUUAAAAACAAUGCAUCAAAAGCAGAAGCCAAACUUCUCCACCCUGUGGUCUUAAUUGAUUUUCCACUGUGUUUCAGUGCCGAGUAUGCUUUGACUUUUCACAGGAUUUUUCAGGCAGUCUACUGUGGGGUGUUUCAGAGUCUUAGGAGUGCUAGAUUUCAUCAGACCAAAAAGUGGAACAGGUGUUUUCCAGAAGUGGACAAAUUGCUACUGGACACUGUAACCAGCUCAGUUCAGCCACACCUUUUGUUGCACUAGCCAGCUACUACCAUAAGUGACUGCUUGCCUAUAAUACAAGUUCUGUAUCUACUCUCCUUUCCGUGUUUUGCCUCCAAGGAAACAAAUGGUCUCCUACAGCACAAUCCCAGGAGCCAGCCCUGCUUGAAAACUGUUAACUAAACUUGUUUUUUAAAUGAUUACUGAAGGAACUGUGAUAAGAGACAUUUUCUGUUAGGGAAAACUCAGAAGUAAACUUUUUUAAAAGAGAGCUUUUGUUUCUUAACCUGUCAUAUUUAAAUGUUUGUCCUUUCAGAUAUAUUUUCAUAUUGAUUCCUAAACAAAAGGGAGACUUAUGUGUGCUUAUAUUUUGAAUCAAAUGGCAAAUAUUAAAUAGACAUUUAACAUUUUUAUGCUGGUCCUGAUGAACUGAUAUAACUGUGUGUAAUGCCAUAAACUUCAUUGCUGAAUCCUUUGUGCCUUUUAAUAAUUGGGUAUAUGCCAAUGUUUGAAUCAGUCAGGUAUGCUUUGAUAAACUUUUUAUGCAAUUUAUUACUGUACGGAUUUUUAUGGCAGCUGCUAGAUACUGGAUUAAUUUGAGUCUUGUAUGUAUAUGUAUUUUUCCCUCUAUAAAUUAUCUAGAUUGCCUA
Molecule: messenger RNA, 1833 nt
Organism: Gavialis gangeticus (Gharial)
Lineage: Eukaryota; Metazoa; Chordata; Crocodylia; Gavialidae
Gene: TSPAN15
Product: tetraspanin 15
Exons: 8
Coding region: 1-852 (283 amino acids)
Cellular component (GO): membrane
Source: RefSeq, a predicted model, not a curated record